Lactuca virosa is the source of this 1554-nucleotide messenger RNA. NCBI's taxonomy places the organism in Eukaryota, Viridiplantae, Streptophyta, Magnoliopsida, Asterales, Asteraceae. The record is from the annotation of a GenBank genome assembly.
AUGGCACCAAUUCUACUACUUCUCUCCGCCAUAUGCCAUUUGAUCGUGAUCGUCGGAUUAACCCUACACCCUACCGACUUCCUCAUCGGAACAGAACCUCAGUUAAGCUUCAACCGAACGGACCUCCAUUCCGCUUCUCUCGAUUUCGGCAAAAUGACGAGUAUCGAACCGACAGCGGUUCUUCAUCCGUCUUCCGCCGCCGACGUGGCAAAGAUCAUAAAAUUGGCUUACGAAUCCGGUCACGGAUUCGUGGUAUCAGCGAGAGGCCACGGGCAUUCAAUCAAUGGUCAGUCUCAGGCAGCCAACGGUGUGGUGGUCCAAAUGAGCGGAUCGAGUGGGGCUCCGGUGGCGCCGGUGGUUUCCGAGAAGUUGAUUGGACAAGCUUUCAACCAUGGCCCUCAGAUUAGCAAUGUUCAUGAGGUCGAUGUCGUCACAGGAAAAGGAGAGGUGGUGACAUGCGCAGAGAAUAAAAACUCGGAAUUGUUCCAUGGGGUUAUGGGAGGGCUAGGUCAAUUUGGGAUCAUCACAAGGGCUAGAAUUGCAUUGGAAGCUUCCCCUCAAAGAGUGAGAUGGAUCCGUGUACUGUAUUCAAACUUCUCGGUGUUUACCCAUGAUCAAGAAUAUCUCAUCUCCCUCCAUGGUCAACCAAGCUCCAAGAAGUUUGACUAUGUCGAAGGUUUUGUGAUCGUGGACGAAGGUCUCAUCAACAACUGGAGGUCUUCCUUCUUCUCCCCUAGUAACCCUGUUAAAAUCUCCUCCAUUGCUGAUGGUGGCAACGUCCUGUAUUGUCUGGAAAUCACCAAGAACUAUUACAAUCAUUCCGACCCACAAUCUGUUGAUCAGGAAGUGGACGCUUUGUUAGAGAAAUUAAACUAUAUACCAGCAUCAGUGUUCACUACUGAUCUUCCAUAUGUGGAAUUCUUGGACCGGGUUCACAAGGCUGAGUUAAAACUCCGGUCCAAGGGUUUAUGGGAUGUACCACACCCGUGGCUUAACCUGUUUGUACCCAAAUCAAGAAUUGCUGACUUUGACCAAGGAGUCUUCAAGGGCAUUUUGGGGAAUAAGACUAGUGGACCCAUCCUCAUCUACCCCAUGAACAAAAACAAGUGGGAUGCGGAGACAUCAGUGGUGACACCGAAUGAGGAGGUGUUUUACUUGGUGGCGUUGCUUAGGUCAGCUUUGCAGAACGGUGAUGAAGCAUUGACAUUAGAGCGGUUGAGUGAUGAGAACCGUCAGAUUUUAAAGUUUUGCAAAGAUGAAAAAAUCGAUAUCAAACAAUAUUUGCCACAUUACACCACACAAGAAGAGUGGAUGGAUCAUUAUGGAGAAAAAUGGCCCCAAUUUUACAAGAGGAAAAUGGAGUUUGACCCUCGGCAUAUAUUAGCCACUGUAAAUAUCAUAAAACCUCUACCAUCACCGCCGCCGACGACCAUUGACCAUCAUCCAGGUCAACUGAGAGAAGAAGAAGAAGAAGCGACUGCCACUAACAACCACCUGUUCAAAUCUAGCUUUGACGUCUCAGCGAUCACCACUAACCACCAUCUGUUCAAAUAG